Schistosoma turkestanicum is the source of this 960-nucleotide messenger RNA. The record is from the annotation of a GenBank genome assembly. Lineage: Eukaryota; Metazoa; Platyhelminthes; Trematoda; Strigeidida; Schistosomatidae.
GCGGCCUUCAAGGCGCAACCUUGAGAUCUGCGCAACUAAAUGUCUUACUCCGAAGCAGAUGCGAUCCGGAAAUUACAAGAACUCGAUAACUCUCAAAUUUCAGUGGAAAGUACAUCUCAGUGGUUUCUAAGUAAUAAACAAAUGGCCAAAGAUUUGGUCAAGCUUUGGUUUAAAGAAUUUCGCAAAACUUCUCCUAAGAAAAAAAUUGCUUUCCUUCAUCUUGCUAAUGAUGUCAUACAAAGGGGUAUAACUACAGCUCCUCAGUUCAAGAAGUUGUUCGAGCCAGUUUUGCCUACGGCUUUUAAAGAAACAUCUAAAGUUCAACGUCAUUCAGUGCGUUCAUCUGUUGCUCAUCUUCUAAUUGUAUGGGCUACUCGCCGAGUGUAUUCUAAAAGUUUUCUCAGACAAUUACGUUUUAUAUGCCAGCGAGCGGUUGCCGAAGCAGAUACACCAGAUGCUAGUGAAGAAAUUAAACGUAAUAUCAUCGCUGCAUCACCAUUCGCUUUCUCAUUCACAGCAGUUCUGACAAAUCCAUUAGGAUUAUCAGGGAAUAAAGAGUCAUCUGUUGCUAAUAAUAAUAAUACUCUCCUUCAUACACCUAAAUCAAACCAUAACAAAGCAAAUCGUAAACGUCAUCGUUCUUCAACAACAAAAGAUAUUUCAAUGGCUCCAAUGUGUUUUGAUCCGGAAACUUAUGAAAAUAGUAAUAUGUCGCAUAAUGCAAUUUCAGCAUUCCGUGAAGAAUUAGAUCUUGAAUUACAAACUGAAGCUACUGAACCUCCAAAGAUUAGUGAACUUAUUCAACUUUUAGAAACUCUUCAAUCAUCUGCCUCUGCUGAUGCUGCUACACGCCGUGAAAUAGCACAAUUCCCACCGGAAGUUUCUGAUCCUAAUAAAGCAAUGGAAAUUAUGAAGUCAUAUAUUUUACUUAAUAUUCAUCAUUAUAGUAUAAGCCAUUGA